Messenger RNA from Xenopus laevis (African clawed frog), 30550 nucleotides. RefSeq lists its product as uncharacterized. Lineage: Eukaryota; Metazoa; Chordata; Amphibia; Anura; Pipidae. The record is from RefSeq and is a predicted model, not a curated record. Bases 95 to 29788 code for a protein of 9897 amino acids. The transcript has 76 exons.
GACAGCUCUAAGCACCUGUUACUCUACCAGCAAGCAUAUCACCUUCCUGGACUAUGUUCUGAUAUAUGGAGACUUGUACUAUAGGGAAUAAAGGAUGGGAAAAUAUAUCAUCUGGGUUUUUGUUCUUGCCAGCCUUUUGGGGGUUUCUGCUACAGAUCCAACUACAGAUGAUGGCUGUACUACGGAGACUACAACGGAGAGCACUUCGGGUACACGAGGGAAUACAACAGAAAACAUACCAGUAACUAUAGCAAGUACAGCUGAUUGGAUAUCUAGCACGACAGAUUCUAUUGCAACAACAAGUCUAAUCGUGCCGAACGAAAACCCCAGCCCAGAGAGCAGUUCUACUGCAACACCAAAUCCACUCAACACAAAUGAACAAAGUACAGAUAUCAGCUAUAGUGAUCAAUCAUUUGGGAGUAGCACAGAACCAAUUACUUCACUAAGCAACAUUAGUUUACCUUCUGGGCAAAGUACAGCUGAAAAAACAUUUAAUACAGAAAGCAGCUCAUCUGCAGAUCCAAUCUUGACUACAACUAAUGAAAUAUUUUCCAAUGCAGCAACAGACGUAACUGUGAAUGGAGAAAUCACUACCCCAGAGAGCAGCUCUAGUGCAACACCACAUCAUAUUAGCAGUGAAGAACUAAAUACACCUUUGGGCAACACUAGCCCUCCUACUGGGCAAAGCACAAGUAAAGAAAUCAUUAACACAGAGAGCAGCUCAUCUGCAGAUCCUAUAUUGACUACAACUAAUGAAAUAGUUUCCAGUGAAGCAACAGACAUAACUGUGAAUGGAGAAUUCACUACCAAAGAGAGCAGCUCUAGUGCAACACCAAAUCCUAUUAGCACUGAAGAACCAAUUACACCUUUGAGCAACACUGCUCCAUCUUCUGAGCAAAGCACAACUGAAGCAACCUUUAUCACACAGAGCAGCUCAUCUGCAGUGCAAUUUACUACAACUAAUGUAAUCAUUUCUAGUGCUGCAUCAGACAUAACAGAGACUGGAGAAAUCAAAACCACAGAGAGCAGCUCAAGUGCAACGCCACAUCCUAUUAGCACUGAAGAACCAAUUACAACAUUGACCAACGCUGCUCCACUUGCUGAGCAAAGCACAACUGAAGCAAUCUUUAUCACACAGAGCAGCUCAUCUACAGUGAAUAUAUUGACAACAGCUAACCUGAUAACAAAUGAAAUUGUUUCUAGUAUAGCAACAGAAGUGACUAUGAAUGGAGAAAUACCUACCCUAGAGAUCAGCUCAAGUGCACCACCACAUCCGAUUAGCACUGAAGAACAAAUUACACCUUUCAGCAGCACUGGUCCACCUUCUGAGGAAAGCACAGCUGAAGAAACCUUCACCACAGCUGGCAGUUCAUCAGCAGAGCAAUUUACUACAAUUAAUGAAAUAAUUUCUACUGCAGCAACAUACAUCACAGAGACUGGAGAAAUCACAACCACAGGGAGCAGCUCAAGUGCAACACCACAUCCAAUUAGCACUGACGAGCCAAUUACACCUUUGAGCAACACUGCUCUACCUUCUGAGCAAAGCACAACUGAAGAAACCUACAGCACAGCGAGCAGCUCAUCCACAGUGCCUAUAAUGGCUACGACUAAUGAAAUAGUUUCUAGUGCUGCAUCAGAUGUAAUGGAGACUGGAGAAAUCACUACCACAGAGAGCAGCUCAAGUGCAACACCAAAUCCUAUUAGCACUGAAGAACCAAUUAAACCUUUGAGCAGCACUGCUCCACCUUCUGACCAAAGCACAACUGAAGCAACCUUUAGCACACAGAGUAGUUCAUUUGCAGUGCAAUUGACUACAACUAAUGAAAUAGUUUCAAGUUCUGUCUCAGACAUAACUCAGAAUGGAGAAAUCACUACACCAGAGAGCAGCUCAAGUGCAACAACAAAUCCUAUUGGCACUGAAGAACCAAUUACUAUUUUGAGCAACACUAAUCCACCUUCUGAACAAAGCAAAACUGAAGAAACAUCUAGCAUAGAGAGCAAUUCAUCCACAGUGCCAUUAAUGACUACGAAUAAUGAAAUAGUUUCUAGUGCUGCAUCAGACAUAAUGGAGACUGGUGAAAGCACAACUGUAGUAACCUUUAACACAGAGAGCAGCUCAUCUGCAGUACAAUUGACUACACCUAAUGAAAUGGUUUCAAGUGCUGCAUCAGACAUAACUGAGACCGAAGGAAUCACUACUGCAGAGAGUAGCUCAAGUGCAACAACAAAUCCUAUUAACACUGAUGAACGAAUUACUAUUUCGAGCAACACUAUCCCACCUUCUGAACAAAGCACAACUGAAGAAACAUUUAGCAUAGAGAGCAGCUCAUCCACAGUACCUAUAAUAACUAUGACUAAUGAAAUAGUUUCUAGUGCUGCAUCAGACGUAACAGUGACUGGAGAAAUCACUACCACAGAAAGCAGCUCAUCUGCAGUGCAGUUGACUACAUCCAAAGAAAUAGUUUCAAGUGCAGCAUCAGACAUAACUGAGACUGGAGAAAUCACUACCCCACAGAGCAGCUCAAGUGCACCAACAGAGAGCGACUCAUCUGCAAUGCAAUUGACUACAACUAAUGAAAUAGUUUCUAGUGCUGCAUCAGACAUAACUGAGACCGGAGAAAUCACUACUCCAAAGAGCAGCUCAAGUGCAGCAACAAGUCCUAUUGGCACUGUAGAACCAAUUACUAUUUCAAGCAACACUAAUACAUCUUCUGAACAAAGCACAACUGAAGAAACAUUUAGCAUAGAGAGCAGUUCAUUCACAGUGCCUAUAAUGACUACAAAUAAUGAAAUAGUUUCUAGUGCAGCAUCAGACAUAACUGAUACUGGAGAAAUCGUUACCCCUCAGAGCAGCUCAAGUGCACCACCAAAUCCUUUAAGCACUGAAGAACCAAUUACAACUUUGACCAAUACUGCUCCACCUUCUAAGCAAAGUACAGCUGAAGCAACCUUUAGCACAGAGAGCAGCUCAUCUGCAGUGCAAUUGACUACAACCAAUGAAAUAGUUUCAAAUGCUACAAAAGACAUAACUGAGUCCAGAGAAAUCAAUACCUCAGAGAGCAGUUGGAGUGCCACAACAAAUCCUAUUGGCACUGUAGAACCAAUUACUAUUUCGAGGAACACUAAUCCACUUUCUGAACAAAGUACAACUGAAGAAACAUUUAGCACAGAGAGCAGUUCAUUCACAGUGCCUAUAAUGACUACAACUAAUGAAAUAGUUUCUAGUGCAGCAUCAGAUAUCACUGAGACUGGAGAAAUCGCUACCCCACAGAGCAGCUCAAGUGCCCAACCAAAUCCUUUAAGCACUGAAGAGCCAAUUACAACUUUGACAAAUACUGCUCCACCUUCUGAGCAAAAUACAGCUGAAGCAACCUUUAGCACAGAGAGCAGCUCAUUUGCAGUGCAAUUGACUACAACCAAUGAAAUAGUUUCAAGUGCUACAUCAGACAUAACUGAGUCCAGAGAAAUCACUACCUCAGAGAGCAGCUCAAGCGCAACAACAACUCCUAUUGGCACUGUAGAACCAAUUACUAUUUUAAGCAACACUAAUCCACCUUCUGAACAAAGUACAACUGAAGAAACAUUUAGCACAGAGAGCAGCUCAUCUGCAGUGCAAUUGACUACAACUAAUGAAAUAGUUUCAAGUGCUACAUCAGACAUAACUGAGUCCAGAGAAAUCACUAACUCAGAGAGCAGCUCGAGUUCAACAACAAAUCCUAUUGGCACUGUAGAACCAAUUAUUAUUUCAAGCAACACUAAUCCACCUUCUGAACAAAGCACAACUGAAGAAACAUUUAGCAUAGAGAGCAGCUCAUCCACAGUGACUAUAAUGACUACGACUAAUAAAAUAGUUUCUACUGCAGCAUCAGACGUAACUGAGACUGGAGAAAUCGGUAGCCCAGGGAGCAGCUCAAGUGCACCACCAAAUCCUUUAAGCACUGAAGAACCAAUUACAAAUUUGACCAAUAAUGCUCCACCUUCUGAGCAAAUUACAGCUGAAGCAACCUUUAGCACAGAGAGCAGCUCAUCUGCAGUGCAAUUGACUACAACCUAUGAAAUAGUUUCAAGUGCUACACCAGACUUAACUGAGUCCAGAGAAAUCACUACCUCAGAGAGCAGCUCGAGUGCAACAACAAAUUCUAUUGGCACUGUAGAACCAAUUACUAUUUCGAGCAACACUAAUCCACCUUCUGAUCAAAGUACAACUGAAGAAACAUUUAGCACAGAGAGCAGCUCAUCUGCAGUGCAAUUGACUACAACCAAUGAAAUAGUUUCAAGUGCUACAUCAGACAUAACUGAGUCCAGAGAAGUCACUACCUCAGAGAGCAGCUCGAGUGCAACAACAACUCCUCUUGGCACUGUAGAACCAAUUACUAUUUCAAGCAACACUAAUCAACCGUCUGAACAGAGCACAACUGAAGAAACAUUUAGCAUAGAGAGCAGCUCAUCCACAGUGACUAUAAUGACUACGACUAAUGAAAUAGUUUCUACUGCAGCAUCAGACGUAACUGAGACUGGAGAAAUCGGUACCCCAGGGAGCAGCUCAAAAGCACCACCAAAUCCUUUAAGCACUGUAGAACCAAUUACUAUUUCGAGCAACACUAAUCCACCUUCUGAGCAAAGUACAGCUGAAGCAACCUUUAGCACAGAGAGCAGCUCAUCUGCAGUGCAAUUGACUACAACCAAUGAAAUAGUUUCAAGUUCUACACCAGACAUAACUGAGUCCAGAGAAAUCACUACCUCAGAGAGCAGCUCGAGUGCAACAACAAAUUCUAUUGGCACUGUAGAACCAAAUACUAUUUCGAGCAACACUAAUCUACCUUCUGAACAAAGUACAACUGAAGAAACAUUUAGCAUAGAGAGCAGCUCAUCUGCAGUGCAAUUGACUACAACCAAUGAAAUAGUUUCAAGUGCUACAUCAGACAUAACUGAGUCCAGAGAAGUCACUACCUCAGAGAGCAGCUCGAGUGCAACAACAAAUCCUAUUGGCACUGUAGAACCAAUUACUAUUUCGAGCAACACUAAUCUACCUUCUGAACAAAGUACAACUGAAGAAACAUUUAGCAUAGAGAGCAGCUCAUCUGCAGUGCAAUCAACUACAACCAAUGAAAUAGUUUCAAGUGCUACAUCAGACAUAACUGAGUCCAGAGAAGUCACUACCUCAGAGAGCAGCUCGAGUGCAACAACAAAUCCUAUUGGCACUGUAGAACCAAUUACUAUUUCAAGCAACACUAAUCCACCGUCUGAACAAAGCACAACUGAAGAAACAUUUAGCAUAGAGAGCAGCUCAUCCACAGUGACUAUAAUGACUACAACUAAUGAAAUAGUUUCUACUGCAGCAUCAGACAUAACUGAGACUGGAGAAAUCGGUACCCCAGGGAGCAGCUCAAAAGCACCACCAAAUCCUUUAAGCACUGAAGAACCAAUUACAACUUUGACCAAUAAUGCUCCAACUUCUGAGCAAAGUACAGCUGAAGCAACCUUUAGCACAGAGAGCAGCUCAUCUGCAGUGCAAUUGACUACAACCAAUGAAAUAGUUUCAAGUGCUACAUCAGACAUAACUGAGUCCAGAGAAAUCACUACCUCAGAGAGCAGCUCAAGCGCAACAACAAAUCCUGUUGGCACUGUAGAACUAAUUACUAUUUCAAGCAACACUAAUCCACCUUCUGAACAAAGUACAACUGAAGAAACAUUUAGCACAGAGAGCAGCUCAUCUGCAGUGCAAUUGACUACAACUAAUGAAAUAGUUUCAAGUGCUACGUCAGACAUAACUGAGUCCAGAGAAAUCACUAACUCAGAGAGCAGCUCGAGUUCAACAACAAAUCCUAUUGGCACUGUAGAACCAAUUAUUAUUUCAAGCAACACUAAUCCACCUUCUGAACAAAGCACAACUGAAGAAACAUUUAGCAUAGAGAGCAGCUCAUCCACAGUGACUAUAAUGACUACGACUAAUAAAAUAGUUUCUACUGCAGCAUCAGACGUAACUGAGACUGGAGAAAUCGGUAGCCCAGGGAGCAGCUCAAGUGCACCACCAAAUCCUUUAAGCACUGAAGAACCAAUUACAAAUUUGACCAAUAAUGCUCCACCUUCUGAGCAAAGUACAGCUGAAGCAACCUUUAGCACAGAGAGCAGCUCAUCUGCAGUGCAAUUGACUACAACCUAUGAAAUAGUUUCAAGUGCUACACCAGACUUAACUGAGUCCAGAGAAAUCACUACCUCAGAGAGCAGCUCGAGUGCAACAACAAAUUCUAUUGGCACUGUAGAACCAAUUACUAUUUCGAGCAACACUAAUCCACCUUCUGAUCAAAGUACAACUGAAGAAACAUUUAGCACAGAGAGCAGCUCAUCUGCAGUGCAAUUGACUACAACCAAUGAAAUAGUUUCAAGUGCUACACCAGACAUAACUGAGUCCAGAGAAAUCACUACCUCAGAGAGCAGCUCGAGUGCAACAACAAAUUCUAUUGGCACUGUAGAACCAAUUACUAUUUCGAGCAACACUAAUCUACCUUCUGAACAAAGUACAACUGAAGAAACAUUUAGCAUGGAGAGCAGCUCAUCUGCAGUGCAAUCGACUACAACCAAUGAAAUAGUUUCAAGUGCUACAUCAGACAUAACUGAGUCCAGAGAAGUCACUACCUCAGAGAGCAGCUCGAGUGCAACAACAAAUCCUAUUGGCACUGUAGAACCAAUUACUAUUUCAAGCUACACUAAUCCACCUUCUGAACAAAGCACAACUGAAGAAACAUUUAGUAUAGAGAGCAGCUCAUCCACAGUGACUAUAAUGACUACAACUAAUGAAAUAGUUUCUACUGCAGCAUCAGACGUAACUGAGACUGGAGAAAUCGGUACCCCAGGGAGCAGCUCAAAAGCACCACCAAAUCCUUUAAGCACUGAAGAACCAAUUACAACUUUGACCAAUAAUGCUCCACCUUCUGAGCAAAGUACAGCUGAAGCAACCUUUAGCACAGAGAGCAGCUCAUCUGCAGUGCAAUUGACUACAACCAAUGAAAUAGUUUCAAGUGCAACACCAGACAUAACUGAGUCCAGAGAAAUCACUACCUCAGAGAGCAGCUCGAGUGCAACAACAAAUUCUAUUGGCACUGUAGAACCAAUUACUAUUUCGAUCAACACUAAUCUACCUUCUGAACAAAGUACAACUGAAGAAACAUUUAGCAUAGAGAGCAGCUCAUCUGCACUGCAAUCAACUACAACCAAUGAAAUAGUUUCAAGUGCUACAUCAGACAUAACUGAGUCCAGAGAAGUCACUACCUCAGAGAGCAGCUCGAGUGCAAAAACAAAUCCUAUUGGCACUGUAGAACCAAUUACUAUUUCGAGCAACACUAAUCUACCUUCUGAACAAAGUACAACUGAAGAAACAUUUAGCAUAGAGAGCAGCUCAUCUGCAGUGCAAUCAACUACAACCAAUGAAAUAGUUUCAAGUGCUACAUCAGACAUAACUGAGUCCAGAGAAGUCACUACCUCAGAGAGCAGCUUGAGUGCAACAACAAAUCCUAUUGGCACUGUAGAACCAAUUACUAUUUCAAGCAACACUAAUCCACCGUCUGAACAAAGCACAACUGAAGAAACAUUUAGCAUAGAGAGCAGCUCAUCCACAGUGACUAUAAUGACUACAACUAAUGAAAUAGUUUCUACUGCAGCAUCAGACGUCACUGAGACUGGAGAAAUCGGUACCCCAGGGAGCAGCUCAAAAGCACCACCAAAUCCUUUAAGCACUGAAGAACCAAUUACAACUUUGACCAAUAAUGCUCCACCUUCUGAGCAAAGUACAGCUGAAGCAACCUUUAGCACAGAGAGCAGCUCAUCUGCAGUGCAAUUGACUACAACCAAUGAAAUAGUUUCAAGUGCUACAUCAGACAUAACUGAGUCCAGAGAAAUCACUACCUCAGAGAGCAGCUCGAGUGCAACAACAAAUUCUAUUGGCACUGUAGAACCAAUUACUAUUUCGAGCAACACUAAUCUACCUUCUGAACAAAGUACAACUGAAGAAACAUUUAGCAUAGAGAGCAGCUCAUCUGCAGUGCAAUUGACUACAACCAAUGAAAUAGUUUCAAGUGCUACAUCAGACAUAACUGAGUCCAGAGAAAUCACUACCUCAGAGAGCAGCUCGAGUGCAACAACAAAUCCUAUUGGCACUGUAGAACCAAUUACUAUUUCGAGCAACACUAAUCUACCUUCUGAACAAAGUACAACUGAAGAAACAUUUAGCAUAGAGAGCAGCUCAUCUGCAGUGCAAUCAACUACAACCAAUGAAAUAGUUUCAAGUGCUACAUCAGACAUAACUGAGUCCAGAGAAGUCACUACCUCAGAGAGCAGCUCGAGUGCAACAACAAAUCCUAUUGGCACUGUAGAACCAAUUACUAUUUCAAGCAACACUAAUCCACCGUCUGAACAAAGCACAACUGAAGAAACAUUUAGCAUAGAGAGCAGCUCAUCCACAGUGACUAUAAUGACUACAACUAAUGAAAUAGUUUCUACUGCAGCAUCAGACGUAACUGAGACUGGAGAAAUCGGUACCCCAGGGAGCAGCUCAAAAGCACCACCAAAUCCUUUAAGCACUGAAGAACCAAUUACAACUUUGACCAAUAAUGCUCCACCUUCUGAGCAAAGUACAGCUGAAGCAACCUUUAGCACAAAGAGCAGCUCAUCUGCAGUGCAAUUGACUACAACCAAUGAAAUAGUUUCAAGUGCUACACCAGACAUAACUGAGUCCAGAGAAAUCACUACCUCAGAGAGCAGCUCGAGUGCAACAACAAAUUCUAUUGGCACUGUAGAACCAAUUACUAUUUCGAUCAACACUAAUCUACCUUCUGAACAAAGUACAACUGAAGAAACAUUUAGCAUAGAGAGCAGCUCAUCUGCAGUGCAAUUGACUACAACCAAUGAAAUAGUUUCAAGUGCUACAUCAGACAUAACUGAGUCCAGAGAAGUCACUACCUCAGAGAGCAGCUCGAGUGCAACAACAAAUCCUAUUGGCACUGUAGAACCAAUUACUAUUUCGAGCAACACUAAUCUACCUUCUGAACAAAGUACAACUGAAGAAACAUUUAGCAUAGAGAGCAGCUCAUCUGCAGUGCAAUCAACUACAACCAAUGAAAUAGUUUCAAGUGCUACAUCAGACAUAACUGAGUCCAGAGAAGUCACUACCUCAGAGAGCAGCUCGAGUGCAACAACAAAUUCUAUUGGCACUGUAGAACCAAUUACUAUUUCAAGCAACACUAAUCCACCGUCUGAACAAAGCACAACUGAAGAAACAUUUAGCAUAGAGAGCAGCUCAUCCACAGUGACUAUAAUGACUACAACUAAUGAAAUAGUUUCUACUGCAGCAUCAGACGUAACUGAGACUGGAGAAAUCGGUACCCCAGGGAGCAGCUCAAAAGCACCACCAAAUCCUUUAAGCACUGAAGAACCAAUUACAACUUUGACCAAUAAUGCUCCACCUUCUGAGCAAAGUACAGCUGAAGCAACCUUUAGCACAGAGAGCAGCUCAUCUGCAGUGCAAUUGACUACAACCAAUGAAAUAGUUUCAAGUGCUACAUCAGACAUAACUGAGUCCAGAGAAAUCACUACCUCAGAGAGCAGCUCGAGUGCAACAACAAAUUCUAUUGGCACUGUAGAACCAAUUACUAUUUCGAGCAACACUAAUCUACCUUCUGAACAAAGUACAACUGAAGAAACAUUUAGCAUAGAGAGCAGCUCAUCUGCAGUGCAAUUGACUACAACCAAUGAAAUAGUUUCAAGUGCUACAUCAGACAUAACUGAGUCCAGAGAAAUCACUACCUCAGAGAGCAGCUCGAGUGCAACAACAAAUCCUAUUGGCACUGUAGAACCAAUUACUAUUUCGAGCAACACUAAUCUACCUUCUGAACAAAGUACAACUGAAGAAACAUUUAGCAUAGAGAGCAGCUCAUCUGCAGUGCAAUCAACUACAACCAAUGAAAUAGUUUCAAGUGCUACAUCAGACAUAACUGAGUCCAGAGAAGUCACUACCUCAGAGAGCAGCUCGAGUGCAACAACAAAUCCUAUUGGCACUGUAGAACCAAUUACUAUUUCAAGCAACACUAAUCCACCGUCUGAACAAAGCACAACUGAAGAAACAUUUAGCAUAGAGAGCAGCUCAUCCACAGUGACUAUAAUGACUACAACUAAUGAAAUAGUUUCUACUGCAGCAUCAGACGUAACUGAGACUGGAGAAAUCGGUACCCCAGGGAGCAGCUCAAAAGCACCACCAAAUCCUUUAAGCACUGAAGAACCAAUUACAACUUUGACCAAUAAUGCUCCACCUUCUGAGCAAAGUACAGCUGAAGCAACCUUUAGCACAAAGAGCAGCUCAUCUGCAGUGCAAUUGACUACAACCAAUGAAAUAGUUUCAAGUGCUACACCAGACAUAACUGAGUCCAGAGAAAUCACUACCUCAGAGAGCAGCUCGAGUGCAACAACAAAUUCUAUUGGCACUGUAGAACCAAUUACUAUUUCGAUCAACACUAAUCUACCUUCUGAACAAAGUACAACUGAAGAAACAUUUAGCAUAGAGAGCAGCUCAUCUGCAGUGCAAUUGACUACAACCAAUGAAAUAGUUUCAAGUGCUACAUCAGACAUAACUGAGUCCAGAGAAGUCACUACCUCAGAGAGCAGCUCGAGUGCAACAACAAAUCCUAUUGGCACUGUAGAACCAAUUACUAUUUCGAGCAACACUAAUCUACCUUCUGAACAAAGUACAACUGAAGAAACAUUUAGCAUAGAGAGCAGCUCAUCUGCAGUGCAAUCAACUACAACCAAUGAAAUAGUUUCAAGUGCUACAUCAGACAUAACUGAGUCCAGAGAAGUCACUACCUCAGAGAGCAGCUCGAGUGCAACAACAAAUUCUAUUGGCACUGUAGAACCAAUUACUAUUUCAAGCAACACUAAUCCACCGUCUGAACAAAGCACAACUGAAGAAACAUUUAGCAUAGAGAGCAGCUCAUCCACAGUGACUAUAAUGACUACAACUAAUGAAAUAGUUUCUACUGCAGCAUCAGACGUAACUGAGACUGGAGAAAUCGGUACCCCAGGGAGCAGCUCAAAAGCACCACCAAAUCCUUUAAGCACUGAAGAACCAAUUACAACUUUGACCAAUAAUGCUCCACCUUCUGAGCAAAGUACAGCUGAAGCAACCUUUAGCACAGAGAGCAGCUCAUCUGCAGUGCAAUUGACUACAACCAAUGAAAUAGUUUCAAGUGCUACACCAGACAUAACUGAGUCCAGAGAAAUCACUACCUCAGAGAGCAGCUCGAGUGCAACAACAAAUUCUAAUGGCACUGUAGAACCAAUUACUAUUUCGAUCAACACUAAUCUACCUUCUGAACAAAGUACAACUGAAGAAACAUUUAGCAUAGAGAGCAGCUCAUCUGCAGUGCAAUUGACUACAACCAAUGAAAUAGUUUCAAGUGCUACAUCAGACAUAACUGAGUCCAGAGAAGUCACUACCUCAGAGAGCAGCUCGAGUGCAACAACAAAUCCUAUUGGCACUGUAGAACCAAUUACUAUUUCGAGCAACACUAAUCCACCUUCUGAACAAAGCACAACUGAAGAAACACCAAGCAUAGAGAGCAGCUCAUCCACAGUGACUAUAAUUACGUUGACUAAUGAAAUAGUUUCUACUGCAGCAUCAGACGUAACUGAGACUGGAGAAAUCGGUACCCCAGGGAGCAGCUCAAAAGCACCACCAAAUCCUUUAAGCACUGAAGAACCAAUUACAACUUUGACCAAUAAUGCUCCACCUUCUGAGCAAAGUACAGCUGAAGCAACCUUUAGCACAGAGAGCAGCUCAUCUGCAGUGCAAUUGACUACAACCAAUGAAAUAGUUUCAAGUGCUACACCAGACAUAACUGAGUCCAGAGAAAUCACUACCUCAGAGAGCAGCUCGAGUGCAACAACAAAUUCUAUUGGCACUGUAGAACCAAUUACUAUUUCGAUCAACACUAAUCUACCUUCUGAACAAAGUACAACUGAAGAAACAUUUAGCAUAGAGAGCAGCUCAUCUGCAGUGCAAUUGACUACAACCAAUGAAAUAGUUUCAAGUGCUACAUCAGACAUAACUGAGUCCAGAGAAGUCACUACCUCAGAGAGCAGCUUGAGUGCAACAACAAAUCCUAUUGGCACUGUAGAACCAAUUACUAUUUCAAGCAACACUAAUCCACCGUCUGAACAAAGCACAACUGAAGAAACAUUUAGCAUAGAGAGCAGCUCAUCUGCAGUGCAAUUGACUACAACUAAUGAAAUAGUUUCAAGUGCUUCAUCAGACAUAACUGAGUCCAUAGAAAUCCCUACCUCAGAGAGCAGCUCGAGUGCAACAACAAAUCCUAUUGGCACUAUAGAACCAAUUACUAUUUCAAGCUACACUAAUCCACCUUCUGAACAAAGCACAACUGAAGAAACAUUUAGCAUAGAGAGCAGCUCAUCCACAGUGACUAUAAUGAGUACGACUAAUGAAAUAGUUUCUACUGCAGCAUCAGACAUAACUGAGACUGGAGAAAUCGGUACCCCAGGGAGCCGCUCAAGUGCACCACCAAAUCCUUUAAGCACUGAAGAACCAAUUACAACUUUGACCAAUAAUGCUCCACCUUCUGAGCAAAGUACAGCUGAAGCAACCUUUAGCACACAGAGCAGCUCAUCUGCAGUGCAAUUGACUACAACCAAUGAAAUAGUUUCAAGUGCUACAUCAGACAUAACUGAGUCCAGAGAAAUCCCUACCUCAGAGAGCAGCUCGAGUGCAACAACAAAUCCUAUUGGCACUGUAGAACCAAUUACUAUUUCGAGCAACACUAAUCCACCUUCUGAACAAAGCACAACUGAAGAAACACCAAGCAUAGAGAGCAGCUCAUCCACAGUGACUAUAAUUACGUUGACUAAUGAAAUAGUUUCUAGUGCAGCAUCAGACAUAACUAAGACUGGAGAAAUCAUUACCCCAGAGAACAGCUCAAGUGCAACACCAGAUCCCAUUAGCACUGUAGAAGCAGUUUCAGCUCAGAUUAAUACUAAUCCACCUUCUGAGAAAAGUACAACAGAAGAAACCUUUAUCACAGAGAGCAUCUCAUCCACAGUAUCUAUAUUGACUACAACUAAUGUGAUCACAAAUGAAAUUGUUUCUAGUGUGGCUUCAGAAGUAACUGUGACUGGAGAUAUCAGUACCCCAGAGAGCAGCUCACGUGCAAUACCAAAUCUUUUAAGCACUGAAGAACCAAUUACACCUUUUAGAAACAGUAGUCCAUCUUCUGAGCAAAGCACAACUGAGCAAAUCAUUAGCACAGUGAGCAGCUUAUCUGCAGUGCCUAUAUUAUCUACAUCUAAUGAAAAACUUUCUAGUUCAGCAUUGCACGUAACUGAGACUGGAGACAUUUCUACCCCAGUGAGCAGCUCAAGUGCAACACCAAAUCCUAUUAGUACUGAAGAAGCAGUUUCAGCUCUGAGCAAUACUAGUCCUUCUGAGAAAAGCACAAUAGAAGAAACCGUUAGCACAGACAACAUCUCACCCACAGUGCCUAUAUUGACUACAACUAAGGUGAUCACAACUGAAGUAGUUUCUAGUGUUACAUCAGAAGUAACUGUGACUGGAGAAAUCAUUACCCCAGAGAGUAGUUCAAGUACACUACCACAUGCAAUUAGCACUGAAAAAGAAAUUACACAUUUGAGCAAAACUGCUCCACCUUCUGAACAAAGUACAACUGUAGCAAUCUUUAGCACAGAGAGCAGCACAUCUGCAGUGCCUAUAGGUAUUACAACUAAAGGAAUACUUUAUAGUGCUGCAUCAGAUGUAACUGUAACAGAAGAAAUCUCUACCCUGGAGAGCAGUUCAAGUGCAACACCAAAACCUAUUAGCACAGAAGAACCAAUUACACCUGUGAUCAGCACUACUCCUACUUCUGAUCAGAGCACAGCAGAAGAAACCUUUACUUCAGAGAGCAGCACAUCUGCACUGCCUAUAUUGACUACAACUAAUGAAAUAGUUUCUAGUGCAGCAACAGGUGUAACUGUGAUUGGUGAAAUCUCUUCCCCAGAGAGCAGCUCAAGUGCCCCACAAAAUCCAAUUAGCACUGAAGCACCAGUUACAGCUCCGAGCAGCACUAGUCCAUUGUCUGCACAAAGCACAAUUGGAGAAAUCUUGAGCACAGAGAGCAGCUCACCUGACGUGCCUAUAUUUACUACAUCUGAUGUGAUCACAAAUGAAAUAGUUUCUUCUGCAGCAUCAAAAGUACCUGUGACAGGACAAAUUGUUUCCCCAGAGAGCAACACAAGUGCACCAUCAAAUCCUAUUAGUACUGAAAAACCAAUUGCACCAUUGAGCAACACUAGUCCAGCUUCCGGGCACAGCAAAACUGAAGAAACCAUAACCACAGAGAGUAUUUCACCUGCAAUGCCUAGCCUACCCUCUGGACAAAAUGCAACAGAAGAAACCUUUACCACAAAAAUUAGAUCAUCUGCAGCGCCUGUAUUGACUACAACUGUUGAAGGAGUUUCUAGUGUAACAUCAGCAGUAAUUGUGACUAGAGAAGUUUCUACUCAAGAGAGCAGCUCCAAUGCACCACCAAAUCCUAUUAGUACUAAAGAACCAGUUACAACUCUUAGCAACACUAGUCCAUCAUCUGCACAAGGCACUACUAAAGAAAUCUUCAGCACAGACAGCAACCCAACUACAGUUCUUAUAUUGACUGAAACUAACGUGAUCACAAAUGGAAUAGUUUCCACUGCAUCUGUAAUUUCUACAUCUACAGGGUACAGUAAUAUAAGUACACCUGCAAAUCAUGUUCUUACUACAACUACAAUCAAAACAACAACUUCUCCUGCGGUUUGCAACCUACCAUGUAUGAAUGGAAAUUGCAGCUUUAAACCUGGACAUACCACUUCUAUGUGCACGUGCAAGGUUGGCUUUAGUAAUGAUCAGUCGGAGACACUCUGUAUAGAUAUCGAUGAAUGUGCACGGCACACAGACAACUGCCAGCAAGUUUGCUCUAACACGAUUGGUGGAUUCAGGUGCUCCUGCCAGAAUGGUUAUGAAACAGACCCAAACAAUCCACUGAACUGCAAUAAGAUUGACUACUGUAAAACCUCCCCCUGCAGACAUGGCCAAUGCCAAAAUGGAGUUUACAGCUACACAUGCAGUUGUAACUCAGGGUGGCAAGGAACCAACUGUGACAUAGAUGUGAAUGAAUGUGCAUCAGCAAAUGUAUGCAGCCCUAAAGGUAACUGCACCAACACAGUAGGCUCCUAUACAUGUAAAUGUAUAGCUGGCUGGACUGGACAAACCUGCAAUGAAGAUGUAGACGAAUGUCUUACAAGUCCAUGUAAAUAUGGUGGGCAAUGCAGGAAUAACAUGGGAAGUUAUACUUGCUUGUGUAAUACUGGGUACGGUGGUGUGAACUGUGAUCAAGAUAUUAAUGAGUGCCUCAAUAACCCUUGCCAUAAUGGAGCUACCUGCAAUAAUAUGAUGUUUAGUUUCUCCUGUAAUUGUAAUCCUGGCUACAUGGGCACAUUAUGCGAGACUGAAAUAAAUGAAUGUAACAGUAACCCAUGCCAAAAUGGAGGAUUGUGCAUUGAUAGAGUCAAUGGAUUCUCUUGCCAAUGUCCAGUCAACUGGCAGGGAACAACCUGCAGGGAUGAUGUGAAUGAAUGUGCUGCCCAGCCUAGUAAGUGUAGUGCAGAAGCAAUCUGUAUAAACACUCCAGGAUCCUAUACAUGCACAUGCAAAGCUGGAUAUUAUGGAGAUGGCGCUACUUGCAGAGACAUUGAUGAGUGUACACUGAAGCAAAACAACAACUGCCAGCAACUGUGCUCUAACAUGCUUGGUGGAUAUUCCUGCUCAUGCCAGAAUGGUUAUGAACAAGAUCAAAUAAGCACACAGAAAUGCAACAAAAUUGACUACUGUAAAAGCUCCCCCUGCAGAAAUGGUCAGUGUCAGAAUGGAGCCUUAGGCUAUACAUGCAGUUGCUACGCAGGAUGGAAGGGAACUAACUGUGAUACAGACGUAAAUGAGUGUGAGACCAGUCCAUGUGCUAAGGGAACCUGUAGUAACACACUGGGAUCAUUUGUGUGCUCAUGCAUGCAAGGCUGGAGAGGACCUACUUGCAACGAAGAUGUUAAUGAAUGUCUUUCAAUGCCAUGUAAAAAUGGAGGGCAAUGCACAAAUACCUUGGGAAGUUACACUUGUUUGUGUGUACCAGGAUACCAAGGUGUAAACUGCGAUCAAGAUAUCAAUGAGUGCCUGAGUAACCCUUGCUGGAAUGGAGCCAGAUGCAAUAAUCUGGUCAAUGCUUUCUCCUGUACUUGUGUUCCUGGUUACACGGGAAGAUUCUGUGAAAUCGAUAUUAAUGAAUGUGCCAGCAACCCCUGCAGAAAUGGUGGAGUGUGCAUUGAUAGAGUCAAUGGAUUCUCUUGUCGGUGUGCAGUGAAUUGGCAGGGAACAUUCUGUGAUCAGGAUGUAAAUGAAUGUGCUACGGGGCUAAGCAGAUGCAGUGUGAAAGCCUACUGUACAAACACUUAUGGAUCCUAUACAUGCACAUGCAACAGUGGAUAUUUUGGUGAUGGAUUUACCUGCAGGGAAAAACGUCUGUUUGAAUACAGAUCGGAUAUCAGAAUAACCCAACGUUUAAAAAAUUUUACCUCUCCAUUAAUUAGUGUUCCAAUGCGCUUUCCCUUUGGCUACUCAUUCUACAGCAAUUUAUAUUUCACAGACAAUGGGGUUAUCAUGUUCCAGCGUUAUUUCUAUGAACCCAUGUACAUAUACAACUAUCCCUAUAGUUAUUUCUACAGCAAUGAUUAUUUUAGGCCUCCCAUGAUUGCAGUUUUUUGGGCGGAUGCUGAUAUGUCCCAAUCAGGGGAACUGUAUUACCAGACGUAUGACUUCCAACAAUCACCAUACUAUGAGACCUCAUUCAAAACGCAACUUGAAACUGAGAUACAAACCUAUUUUAAUAAACAAAUUACAGCCCGUUGGGCUAUCAAGAUCACAUGGGAGCAAGUUCGACCAUACCCAUCGUAUUACUUCACAACAGCCAAUACAAAUACCUAUCAAGCUGUGUUAGUCACCGACGGAAUCUAUUCUUUCUGCCUUAUCCGCUUUGAUGACGGAGGAAUGAACUGGAGAUAUGAAGCACUGCCUACAUAUUAUCUCCCAAAAAUGGGAUAUUUCAGUGGCGAGCCUAGACAAAAUAAUUAUGCCAAUUCCCCAGCUCUGCCAGCAUUCAAUGACCCUCAGACAUCCAGUGGUAACCUCCAAAUGAUUUACAUGCCAGACCAGUAUAAAGGAUACAAUACUAACAGAAAUGGAUACUGGGCUUAUCGACUUGAAGCUAAUUCAGUAAACACCAGAAACUCCUGGCAGCAGUGUCUCAGCUGGUAUUACAACGAGCCAUAUCCAUACUGGUCCUUCUAUUCUCCUCCUUGUCCCUGCUCUUUCUGGCAAGCCAUAUUUGAUUCAUCAUUCACUUCAUCAAACAGACUAAAUAACUAUUAUUUCCCAAGGAAAAGCUCAGACAACUAUAUCAGCUUCCAGAGUGCAUUUUCUAGUUGGUAUGGAGGAGGCACAAGAUGUAACUAUUACUGGUCUGGAUCACUUAUCUAUGGAGAAAAAGAAAGAUUCUUGCCAACUCCUUGGACAUAUGAUAAUUUCUGGUACUGGUGGUGGUAUCCUCAAUACCAAAACUAUUUUUGGUCUACAACAUUACCAGCAUUAAGGAGUCAAUAUCAAGCUAAUGAGGUGGAUCCUUAUGAAAACUGCUGUACAUUGGGAUCUUCCUAUCUUUGUUAUCUGUAUUCACAGAAGAGGCCUCGGGAUUACUGCUAUGGUUACAUCCCACCACGUAUAGGAUUUUUCUUUGGGGACCCUCAUAUUAACACACUGGAUGGAGUCAAGUAUACCUUUAAUGGUUUAGGUGAAUUUACAUUGGUCAAUGUUAAGAACGAUAAUGGUACAAUGUUCCUGCUCCAGGGACGCACAGCCAGAGCAGGGAAUAAUGGAACAUCUCAAGCAACCAAUUUUGUGGCACUGGCGGCAGAAAUAAACAAUGAAACUACGAUUGAAUGGCAACUCUCUGACGAAAACACCACUUUUGUGAAGGUUAAUGGUACUGAAUUCCCACUGACAGUAAAUAGCACGUCACUGGGAACGAUAACCCUGGAAACCACAACUGAGAAAGAACUCAAAGCCUCUUUUGUUGGUGGUAUCUCAGUGGCAGUUACUGCAAAGUUUGGGGCCCUGAGCUUUGUAGCAACAUUGGAUUCAUCAUAUCAGAACAAAACAGAAGGACUUCUGGGUUUGUUCAAUGGGGAUACCACAGAUGACUUGAUGUAUUAUAAUGGAACACGUAUAAAUUAUGAUGGUGUUAAACUUCCCAAUGAUUCUGUUAUUUUUGAGAUGGGAAUGACAUGGAAAACAACUCCAAAUAGCAGCAUUUUUAGUUACAACUCAACAAAUAAUGAAUCUUGGUACAGCUACAACAAUAAUAGCUUUGUACCCCUAUUUUACGAUGAACUGCUGCAGAUUAGAAACAAAACACUUAUUGACUCAGCAAAUGCAACGUGUAAAGGAAAUGAUGAAUGUAUAUUUGACAUCCUGAGCACUGGAAAUCUUGCGAUUGGAGAAGCCACGCUUGGUGCAGCAAACUCGGCUACAGCACAAGAAAGCAGCAUGAAUAAUUUCCCUCCAAACAUAACUGGACCAAGCACAAUUUAUGGAACACUAAAUAAAGUACUGAGGGUGAACUACACAGUAAUUGACGAGAACAAUGAUCAUGUGGUGUUGACUUUACAGACAAAUUCCAAGGAUAUAACAAUUGAUGCUGAUGGCACACUGUUAUGGAAUGCAACAAGCUUAGACCCAUUUAAUGUCACUAUCGAGGCAAAUGACUCUAAAUCAGUCACUAAUUUUAUCCUUACACUGGUGCUGUGUAAUUGCUCAAACAAUGGCGAAUGCCUCUUUAAUAAAAAUAUCAGUAUUCCGGAUUACCCUAAUUUCAAGAUGGCUGGAUGUAACUGUUCUGAUGCAUGGACUGGAAUUUACUGUGAAGAUGAUUUUGAUGGCUGUUUGGAAAAUCGAUGUUUUGUAAACAAUACUUGUAAUGAUACGAAAGCUCCUGGUAUAGGUUUUACCUGUGGUCCAUGUCCUUCUGGCAUGAUAGGAGAUGGAAUAGAUUGUUCUGAUAUUGAUGAAUGUUAUCUUAACAUAUCAAACUGUGAACAGAUAUGUAACAAUAUCCCGAGAGGGUACAACUGCAGCUGUAGGGAAGGUUACAAAGUUAGUGAAACCAACAGCUCUAAGUGUGAAGAUAUUAAUGAAUGUCAAAACACAACUGUUAACCUGUGUGGUGCGAAUACAGAGUGUACUAAUGUUCCUGGAAACUAUUCAUGCCAGUGCAAAGAUGGAUAUACUGGGGACCCUACUGUUCUUUGUGUUGAUAUCAAUGAAUGUGCUGCGAAUGUGUCUCUGUGUCCAAAUACAUCAACUUGUACCAACACCAAUGGCUCAUACAUAUGCGACUGUCUGCCAGGCUAUAAUGGGACUAACUGCACAGAUAUAAAUGAAUGUGAGACAAAUAACACAUGCCCCCAGAAUUCCACUUGUAAUAACAUUAUUGGCUCCUACAUAUGUAACUGUAACACCGGCUUCGAAGGAGAAAAUUGCACUGAUAUUGAUGAAUGCUCCAUUGGAACGGAUACCUGUGGCCCUAAUUCACUUUGCUUUAACACAUAUGGGUCCUUUAGAUGCGAAUGUGUAACUGGAUACACAGGCGAUGGCGUACAAUGUGAAGAUAUUAAUGAGUGCAUGAGUAAUAUCUCUGUCUGUGAUGAACAUAGCACCUGUCUGAAUACCAACAGCAGCUACAUUUGCGAAUGCAAUGACGGAUUUACAAACGAUAAUGGAUCUUGCAUAGAUAUUAAUGAAUGUAACUCUACAUCUUACUGCACGGCUGUUGGACAAAUAUGCGAAAAUACCGUGGGCAGCUAUAUAUGUAAUUGUACAACCGGUUACAUUUUGGGCAAUAAUACAUGCAUAGAUAUUAAUGAAUGUGAAUCGAAUACCACAAACAACUGCUCAAGCAAUGCAUUCUGCUCUAACAUAGCUGGCUCAUAUGUCUGUCAGUGCUUUAGCAACUAUAUCGGUGAUGGUGUCAAUUGCACAGAUAUUGACGAGUGCCAUCAAAAUUCAUCAAUAUGUGAACAGCUUUGUUAUAAUAUCCUGGGUGGAUACAACUGUAGUUGUAAGGAAGGAUACAAAACCAGUGAGGUGAACAGCGCUAUGUGUGAAGAUAUUGAUGAAUGUCAGAACAGCAGUGUGUGUGGUGAGAAUACAGUGUGCAUUAAUGGACCUGGUAAUUACACGUGUCAGUGCAAAGAUGGGUAUGGAGGAAACCCCACUAUACAAUGUGUUGAUAUAAAUGAAUGUGAGGCCAAUAACACAUGCCCCCAAAAUUCCAUUUGUAAUAACACAGUUGGCUCCUACCAAUGUGAAUGUAAUUCUGGCUAUGAAGGAACAAACUGCACAGAUAUUGAUGAAUGUGCCACUUCACAGUAUAACUGCACCAGCUAUUCAGUCUGUGUCAACACAAAUGGGUCCUAUAAUUGCUCAUGUCAACCUGGAUUCACAGCAACUGGUCUACAAUGUACAGAUAUUGAUGAGUGCAUGAGUAACAGUUCUCUCUGUAAUGAACACAGCACUUGCGAAAACAUCAUAGGCGGUUACCUUUGUAAAUGUGAUGUGGGAUUUAUAGAUGUCAACGGUACAUGUGCAGAUAUUAAUGAAUGCAGCUCUACAUCCUAUUGCUCAGCUGACGGACAGGAAUGUGAAAAUAGUUUAGGCAGCUUUACAUGCAAAUGCAGAGACGGUUACAUUAUGACCAACGCCACCUGCUUAGAUAUUGAUGAAUGCACUACUAACACAAGCAAUUGCUCGAUUAAUGCAUUCUGCAUCAACAUUGGUGGCUCCUUCGUCUGCCAGUGCAAAAGCAACUAUACAGGCGAUGGUGUUACUUGCACAGAAAUUGUUCCUACGUCGAUGCCAACUACUUUACCAACAAUAGUGUCUACUCUAACAGAGACAAUAAUAAACCACACAACAGAAGUAACAACUGGAGACAUAAAUGAGACAAGUUAUGUGCCCAUGACCAGUAGUAGUAAUGCCACAUCUCCUGAACUGAACACUGAAAAUCAGACAACAUCUGUGUAUAACUCAACAACUCUCCCAUCUGAAACGACAAGCAGUGUUACUAGUCCUUUAUCUAUUACCAACAACAUUGAUGUCACUUCUUCUGGACCCCAUUCUUUAAAUUCUGAACCCAGUUCAAUGACUGUUCUUGUUACUGAGACAUCAGACACUGCAAGUACAGUAAAUCCAAGCACAUCUGUAUAUGACACAUCGACUGUGACAACUGAACAUGUAAUUGUUGAAACUAGUCCAGUACCUCUAUCUGCCACUUCUGAAACUCACACAACUUCUGUGUCCAACCCAACAACUCUACCAUCUGAAACUACAAGCAGUGUUACUAGUCCUGAAUCUGUUACCAGCAAUAUUGAUGUCACUUCUUUUGGACCCCCUUCUUUUAGUUCUGAACCCAGUUCAACAACUGCUCUUGUUACUGAGACAUCAGACACUGCAAGUACAGUGAAUCCAAGCACACCUGUAUAUGAUACAUCUACUGUGACAACUGAACAUGUGACUCUUGGAACUAGUCCAGUACCUCUUCCUGUCAUUUCUGAAACUUCAGGUAGUCCAAGUACAACAAACCUGACCACAAAUAUAUAUAAUACAUCACCCAUAACUACUGAAAAUAACCCAGUCGCUACUACUUUAAGUGAUGUUACUGGCAUCUCUUCAGCAUCAGAUACUUCAAGUACCAUAAUCCAGAACACAUCCGAAUAUAUUACAUCAGCCAUUAGCCACACAACAACACUAACAACUGAAAACAUAAGUGAGACAAGUUUUGUGCCUGUGACCAGCCAUAGUCUUGUUACAUCUAUCGAACUGAACACUGAAACUCACACAUCUGUGUCCAACCCAACAACUCUCCAAUCUGGAGCUGUGAGCAGCGUGACUAGUCCUGAAUCUGGUACCAGCAACAUUGAUGUCACUUCUUUUGGACCCCAUUCUUUAAGUUCUGAACCCAGUGCAACAACUGUUCUUGUUACUGUGAUAUCAGACACUACAAAUACAGUGAAUCCAAACACAUCUGUAUAUGACACAUCGACUGUGACAACUGAACAUAUAAUUGUUGGAACUAUUCCAGUAGCUGUUUCUGCCACUUCUGAAACCUUAGGUAGUCCAAGUACAACAAACCUGACUACAAAUUUAUAUAAUACGUCACCCAUAAUUACUGAAAAUAACCCAGUCACUACCACUGCAAGUGAUGUUACUGGCAUCUCUUCAGCAUCAGAUACUUCAAGUACCAUAAUCCAGAACACAUCUGAAUAUAUUACAACAGCCAUAAGCCACACAACAGAACUAACAACUGAAAACAUAAGUGAGACAAGUUUUGUGCCUGUGACCAGCCAUAGUCUUGUUACAUCUCCUGAACUGAACACUGAAACUCACACAACUUCUGUGUCCAACCCAACAACUCUCUCAUCUGGAACUGUGAGCAGUGUGGCUAGUCCUGAAUCUGUUCCCAGCAACAUUGAUGUCACUUCUUCUGGACCCCCUUCUUUAAGUUCUGAACCCAGUGCAACAACUGUUCUUGUUACUGUGAUAUCAGACACUGCAAGUACAGUGAGUCCAAGCACAUCUGCAUUUGAUACAUCUACUGUGACAACUGAACAUGUGACUGUUGGAACUAGUCCAGUACCUCUUCCUGUCACUUCUGAAACUUUAGGUAUUCCAAGUACAACAAACCUGACCACAAAUUUAUAUAAUACGUCACCCAUAACUACUGCAAAUAACCCAGUCGCUACCACUGUAAGUGAUGUUACUGGCAUCUCUUCAGCAUCAGAUACUUCAAGUUCCAUAAUCCAGAAGACAUCCGAAUAUAUUAUAUCAGCCAUUAGCCACACAACAGCACUAACAACUGAAAACAUAAGUGAGACAAGUUCUGUGCCUGUGUCCAGCCAUAGUCUUGUUACAUCUCCCGAACUGAACACUGAAACUCACACAACUUCUGUGUCCAACCCAACAACUCUACCAUCUGAAACUACAAGCAGUGUUACUAGUCCUGAAUCUGUUACCAACAAUAUUGAUGUCACUUCUUCUGGACCCCCUUCUUUAAGUUCUGAACCCAGUGCAACAACUGUUCUUGUUACUGUGAUAUCAGACACUUCAAGUACAGUGAGUCCAAGCACAUCUGCAUUUGAUACAUCUACUGUGACAACUGAACAUGUGACUGUUGGAACUAGUCCAGUACCUCUUUCUGUCACUUCUGAAACUUCAGGUAUUCCAAGUACAACAAACCUGACCACAAAUUUAUAUAAUACGUCACCCAUAACUACUGCAAAUAACCCAGUUGCUACCACUUUAAGUGAUGUUUCUGGCAUCUCUUCAGCAUCAGAUACUUCAAGUACCAUAAUCCAGAACACAUCUGAAUAUAUUAUAUCAGCCAUUAGCCACACAACAACACUAACAACUGAAAACAUAAGUGAGACAAGUUUUGUGCCUGUGACCAGCCAUAGUCUUGUUACAUCUCCCGAACUGAACACUGAAACUCACACAUCUGUGUCCAACCCAACAAUUCUCCAAUCUGGAGCUGUGAGCAGCGUGACUAGUCCUGAAUCUGGUACCAGCAACAGUGAUGUCACUUCUGCUGGACCCCCUUCUUUAAGUUCUGAACCCAGUGCAACAACUGUUCUUGUUACUGUGAUAUCAGACACUGCAAGUACAGUGAGUCCAAGCACAUCUGCAUUUGAUACAUCUACUGUGACAACUGAACAUGUGACUGUUGGAACUAGUCCAGUACCUCUUUCUGCCACUUCUGAAACCUUAGGCAUUCCAAGUACAACAAACCUGACCACAAAUAUAUAUAAUACGUCACCCAUAACUACUGUAAAUAACCCAGUCGCUACCACUGUAAGUGAUGUUACUGGCAUCUCUUCAGCAUCAGAUACUUCAAGUACCAUAACCCAGACCACAUCUGAAUAUAUUACAACAGCCAUAAGCCACACAACAACACUAACAACUGAAAACAUAAGUGCGACAAGUUUUGUGCCCAAAACCAGCCAUAAUCUUGUUACAUCUCCAACACCUCUCCCAUCUGGAACUGUGAGCAGUGUGACUAGUCCUGAAUUUGUUACCAGCAACAUUGAUGUUACUUCUUCUGGACCCCAUUCUUUAAGUUUUGAACCCAGUUCAACAACUGUUCUUGUCACUGCGAUAUCAGACACUGCAAGUACAGUUAAUUCAAGUACAUCUGUAUAUACCACCUCAACAACAACAACCAGUGGGUUAACUGUGAACACCGGUGAAACAUCAACAACUACUGGCACAACAUUAAUAACAAACAACAUAGCAACAACAAAUGUUUCAUCAUCAACAACAAUCACUGUUACUCUGAGCACAGGUGAAUCGACAACCAUUGCUGCAACAACAACAACCACAGGUGUAACAACUGCCACUGGUGCCACAACAAACACUGAAUCAACAACCACUGGUGCAACAACAACCACUACUACAGCAACAAUAGCCAGUGGCACAUCCACUGCUAUGGAUACUGCUGCUGUAAUAACAACAGGGAGAACAACCUCCACUGGUGCAACAACAAACACUGACACAAUUGCUGUUGCAAAAACAAACACUGCUCCAACAACAACAAACCCUGUUACCAUAAGUACUGCUGCAACAACAAAAACCACUGGCACAACAGCUGCUGCUGUAAUAAUAAAUACUGGUACAACAUCAAAUACUGAUACAACAACCACAGUUCCCGUAAGCACGGGUGCUACAGCAACAACUAUUGGUACAACAACUACUGCUGCUGUAAUAACAACCACAGGUACAACAACUACCACUGGUGCAACAACAAACACUGACACAACUGUUGCUGCAACAACAAGCACUGCUCCAAUCGUAACAAAUACUGUUAUGAUGAGCACUGCUGCAACAACCGCUGACACAACAGCUGCUGCUAUAAUAACCACUGGUACAACAUCAAACACUGAUACAACUACCACUAGUGAAACAACAAUACAUACUGUUCCUCUAAGUACGGGUGCCACAACAACAUCUACUCGGACAACAACUACUGCUGCUGUAAUAUUAACCACAGGUACAGCAAACACCACUGGUGCAACAACAAACACUGACACAACUGUUUCUACAACAACAACCACUGCUCCAACAGCAACAAAUACUGCUAUGACGAGCACUGCUGCAACAACCGCUGACACAACAGCUGCUGCUAUAAUAACCACUGGUACAACAUCAAACACUGAUACAACAACCACUGGUGCAACAACAAUACAUACUGUUCCCCUAAGUGAGGGUGCCACAACAACAUCUACUCGUACAACAACUACUGCUGCUGUAAUAUCAACCACAGGUACAGCAAACACCACUGGUGCAACAACAAACACUGACACAACUGUUGCUGCAACAACAACCACUGCUCCAACAAGAACAACAAACACUGGUACAAUGAGCACUGCUGCAACAACAACAGUUGGCACAACAGCUGCUGCAAUAAUAAACACUGGUGCAACAACAAUAGCUGACACAACUGUUGCUGCAACAACAACCACUGCUCCAACAACAACAAACACUGUUAACUUGAGCACAGGUAAUACAAUAACAGCAUCUGCUGCUACAACAAACAUGACUGUAACAACUACCACUGCUGAACCUACAACCACAACAACUACUACCACUGCAACAACUACCACCCCAACCUCUACUCCCAAAAUAACAACUUCACCCGUAAUGCUUCAAGCUGUCCCCCUCUUCCCUUAUGGGAAAGGCGAAAACGAUAUAGAAUUUGUACAGAAAAAAGAAGAUUUCACGUCUCCACUCUUCCAGCCACAAUUAGGUUUUCCUUUUGGGAACAAGCUGCGGACUAAUAUUUAUUACACUGACAACGGACAGAUCAUCUUCCCAGCAUCUCAAAAUGACAUCUUCUCCUAUACUAAUCCACCAGUUAAUGGGUUUCCUGUAGACUAUUCUGUGGCAAUGAUCGCUGUGUUUUGGGAUGAUGCAGAUUUCUCCAAUAUUGGGACCACCUAUUAUCAGGAAUACACUAAAACUAAUCCAAGCACUGGAAGCAAUUCCACAUUUCAAGGUGUUGAAGAAAUGGUCAGAAAAUAUUUUAAUGCCAAUUACAAUGCUCAGUGGAUUUUAAAGAUUACGUGGGAAAAGGCUCCUCCAUUCCUAGCUACAGCAGAUAAUACACAGACCAUUACGUACCAAGCUGUGCUGACCACUGAUGGCUAUAUAUCCUAUGUCUUGAUGCUAUACAAAGAUGGCCAAAUGAACUGGGAUGUGAGCAGUCGUGUAGCCAAUGUCGUAAUUGGUUAUUCCAGUGGCAAUGGUGAUGGUUUUUACAAAAAUGAUGACCAGAUGAAACGCCCAGUAGCUGAAAGAUAUCGUCCUAAUAACUACCAAGGAUUUAAAUCAGCCAAUGUUCGAGGCCUCUGGAUAUAUAGCUUGAACAGCCAGGCUGUGGAUAACAACCGCAUGACAUGUAUGAACUGGAUCAAUUCUCAGCCUGCUCCCUCAGAGUGGAAUUCAGGUUUAGUGUCCUGUCCAUGUUUAUACCAGCAAGGGCUCUCUGAUUCCAGAUUCAGAAAAACCAAAGCAGGGACGUCUGGCAGCAUCACUAUGCUUCGAAGUUCAGUGUCCAGUAGGUUAAAGGCUGGUGUUAGGUGCCUGUACUUAAGAAAAAGACAGUUUUUAGAAGGCUUCCAAGAAAGGUAUUGGAUAUCUCCAUCCUCUCAGUCUGAUCCAGAGCUCCUGGCUUAUGAUACUUGCUGCAAUCAGUUGGAUGACCCAUGGUUCUGUUCAUUGUACAUGCAAAAGAGGCCCGAAAUCAAUUGCAGAAGUUAUAGGCCAUUAUCUUCUGGGUCGAGUAUUGGAGACCCGCAUAUUUCAACUUUGGAUGGGCUCGCUUAUACCUUCAAUGGGCUGGAUGAUUUUAUCCUCUUAAAUGCAACAGAUUCUACAACUUCCGUAAUUCUACAGGGACGGACAGAGCAGACUGGGACUGCACUGGCCACUAACUUUAAGGCAUUUGCAUUAAACUACAACUCUAACACAUCAAAUGUUACAGUUGAGUGGUAUCUUGGAGGAAAUGACACAAUAACAACCUAUGUUAAUGGUCAGAAAGUCUCAUUCAGCUAUUCAGACGAUAUGGAAACACUGAUAAAUAACACAAAUCCAGAUGUUUUCUUGGUGAUGAAUAAUUCAAGCAAUGCAAACGUUGGAGGUACCGUUGCUGUGUCAGUGUCAGCCUAUUAUGGAAUAUUGAAUGCCAUAACAUAUCUCCCAUCAGAAUUCUUUGGACAAACCCAAGGCUUAUUGGGAGUGUGGAACUCAGACAAGAACGAUGAUUUUAAGAUGCCAAAUGGAACCGGGAUUAGUAUAAACAGCUCCGACGAAGAGAUUUAUAACUACGGGAUGUUGUGGAAGGUCACUGGAGUCAACCUAUUUACUGAAUCAAGGACACAGCAAAAAGAUAGUGGCACAUUCAAACCUCUCUUCCUGGAUGAUCUGAAGAGACAGAAUGCUUCCAGAUAUAAUGAGCUGGCAAAAACCUGCAAAGACAAUUCAGAAUGUAUUUAUGAUGCUUUGGUGACCAACAAUACUGAUUUGGCUUUAUCAACUCAACGAGCUAUAGCAACAGUUCAAGAAACAAAAGCUCUUCUGAAUGCCAUACCACCUUAUAUUUCUGGUAACAAUACCAUCCAGGCUUUCAUGAAUCAAACAGUCACUGUGCAAUACGCUUCCAAUGGGACAGGAGUCACUUUUGCUGCAGAUUCCCCAUAUAAAGAUAUCAACAUAACCUCAAAUGGCUCUCUGACUUGGACUCCAACAAUUACUGAGGGAUUCACCUUUCAGCUAGUAGCUACGGAUUCACAGAACUUUUCUUCAGCCUUGAUGCUAAAGUUUGUAGUCUGUAAUUGUCGUUUGGCAAGUGAAUGUGGCUACAAUCAAACAACUACAGUCAAGAAUACUUCUCUGUCUAUUGCAAGUUGCAGCUGCACCGGCAAUUACAGCGGGACAUUCUGUCAGACUCCUCCAAACCGCUGUGCUCAGGGAUGUUACGCUAAUGUAUCAUGUGACAAUACUACUGGCUGUGGAAAAUGUCCUGUGGGCCUUACUGGUGAUGGGCUGCAUUGCAAAGAUAUAGAUGAAUGCUCUCUGCCUAACAUUUGUUCACCAAAUGCCAUAUGUGUAAAUACCUUGCAGAGUUAUUACUGCAGCUGCAAACCAGGGUUUACUGGUAAUGGAUCCUUCUGUAAUGAUAUUAAUGAAUGUGAUAAGAAUCCAUGUGAUACUAAUGCUGUAUGCAACAACACCCAAGGAAAUUACACAUGUGCCUGUAAGACUGGAUUUACAGGUAAUGGAUUCUUCUGUAAUGAUACUAAUGAAUGUGAUAAGAAUCCAUGUGAUACUAAUGCUGUGUGCAACAACACCCAAGGAAAUUACACAUGUACCUGUAAGACUGGAUUUACAGGCGAUGGAUUUUCUUGUGUUGAUUUCAAUGAAUGUACCAAUGCAAGUAUUUGCAUAAGUAAUGCAACCUGUGAGAACAGUGCAGGAAGCUACACAUGUCGCUGCAAGAAUGGAUUUACAGGAAAUGGUACUGUCUGUACAUGUGAUUUUUGUGAAUCAAAUUAUUGCUUGAACGGUGGGACCUGCAAAAGAGAAGGAGAGAAAUGUACCCAAACGUGCAGCUGCAAAUCAGCAUUUAGUGGAAGCAGAUGUGAAACACUACAACAAGAAUUCUCUGCACAGUUUGUAUCUGGUGUACCAAAGAGAACUGUGCGUAUUUAUUUUAAUCCAUAUGGACCCACCAAUGAGAAAGAAGCUACAGGAAAUGUUUCUCAGUACAUAAACAGUACCCGUUUUGCACAGUUUAACAACUUGAGUGAUUUCACUGCACCAAGCAAUGCUAACAACGACAAGAAGAAUUUGUCACACAUCACAGCUGAAUUUCGAUAUGAUACAAACCGGACAGUAAUUAAUUAUCUGAAUAACGAGUUGGUGAAAGAGAUGCAGCAAGCGCUUAAUACUACAAAUUCAAGUAGCACUAGCCGGGCAACCACACUGUCAAUUUAUAAUGAUGUGGAAAGUAGAAACUUUUCGACUCUGGAGCAACUGCAAAAUAUGACUGUCUGCGAUGCUGGUGAUUAUAGUGGCGGUUACAUUGUGGAUGAAAACUUUAGAUGUGUUUCAAGGUGUAUUGGUUAUUGCCACAAUGAAGGACAAUGCACACUGCUAUUGAGUGGACCUUUCUGCAACUGUACCUCCUUCACCAUGUACACCGUCACUGGGAAGCAAUGUGACAAUCUCUCCAUGAACCUGAAUGCUUUCUUUGGUAUAUUAUUUGGAGCUUUGGCAUUCCUUUUCCUCCUUAUGUUGGGCAUUGGAUUAGCUAUCUUCUACUGUCGCCGGAAUCAUAAUAAAGAUGAUACAGAAAGAAUGUUCCCGACUACAUUUAGUACAAAAAGAUCUCCAUUUUCCAGCUUUACUACCCUGAAAGAAUCCAAUAUACCAGUAAUGUCCACUAAUACAAGAAAUGAACCCCACCUGGUUAGCUGGAAACCUCAUCUGGAGAAAGUUGGCAGCUUUUCUGAGGUGAAGAUAAAAAGACCGGAUAUAAAAACCUGAACAGCUGCUUUAUAGAAAAAACGUUUACGUCAAUGAAGUUUUACCUGGUUUACUAAAACUGAGAUAUCCAAUGAUUGUGUCCUAUGCUUUGAUUCAAAGUCAAAUAUACAUGGCAAUUGCCUCUUCCUCUAUAAGUAAUAAAUGCACUUUUACUUUAUGAUAAAGAUAACAUUUAUUUAUUACGCCCUGUUUAAGAGCAACAAUCGUGGCCAGCAGCAUCUGUGUACUUAUUUGUUAUAUUCUUAAGAACAAAUUUAAUUUGAUAAAUUAUCGCUGUCUUUGUCUUAUUUUGCUAGUGUUUACAUAAUGACCAGUGCAAUGUAGGGAGAGUGUCAGGAUAGUCAUAUAAGUUAUAACGACUGCCGUAUAAUUACUAUUACUGAACAAGCCUUACUGUACACCAUAUGCCUUUCUACUUUCUUAUCACUUGAUACUUUAAGAGAAAUUAUCUUUUACAGAUUUAUUUUGACAUACCUCAGGUUUAAAACAAAAUCCCUUUUGCACGAUUUAUGUACUUUUUUUAAAAAAAACAAAGAAUAUAUUUUUAUAUCAGCUUUUAAAGAUUAUGGUUCUGGAGAUAUUUUUAUUUUGAUCUGUCGCUAAAAGGUUUAUUAAUUUAUCAAGUUGCAAGCAUUGUAAAAUAAAAAAAAAUAAGUCUAUGCUUUAGGAUGAGAUAUGUUUAUGGUUAAACAUUAAUGAUUCUCUAUUUAAUCUUAUUUAUGUUACUAAAAUUUUAAUAAAAUUAUUUUCCUGCACAUUAAA